This is a messenger RNA of Hibiscus syriacus, 1470 nucleotides long. Its product is annotated as pectate lyase-like. The record is from RefSeq and is a predicted model, not a curated record. Bases 1 to 1362 code for a protein of 453 amino acids. The transcript has 4 exons. Gene Ontology annotation, molecular function: pectate lyase activity. Lineage: Eukaryota; Viridiplantae; Streptophyta; Magnoliopsida; Malvales; Malvaceae.
AUGGAGGAAACUAAGCUAAGGCUUGUUUUCCUCUUUUCUGUCACCCUAAUUCCAAAAAUAUGGGCAAACAUUGCUGAAUUUGAUGAUUUUUGGAAGCAACGUCAAGAAGAAGAAUGGAAGAUUGCGUUGGCCUCUUAUGAACCGACCCCAGAAAAUGUCACGAAUCACCUGAAUUUUCAUGUCAACAAGGUUCUUGAUAAAGAAAGGGCCAAUCAAACCAUAGAAUUUAAAGGUGUUAUAAAUAACAGCACGAGAAGAUCCUUACGAGGUAAACACAAAAGGUACAAAGGUCCGUGUAUGAAAACCAAUCCAAUUGAUAGAUGUUGGCGGUGCAAGAAUAAUUGGGCUAAGAACCGAAAAAGAUUGGCAAAAUGUGUGCUUGGUUUCGGCUACAAAGCUCGUGGUGGAGUGAAUGGAGAAUAUUAUUUAGUGACUGAUAAUUCUGAUGAUGAUGUUGUAAAUCCUAAGCCAGGGACUUUACGUCAUGCUGUGAUUCAAAUGAGACCUUUGUGGAUCAUUUUUGCUCAUGAUAUGCACAUCAAAUUGUCGAAAGAGCUAUUAGUUCAAAGUGAUAUGACAAUUGAUGGUCGUGGAGCAAAUAUUCAUAUCGCAUAUGGAUGUGGUAUCACACUCCAAUUUGUGCACAAUGUCAUCAUCCACAACAUUCAUAUUCAUCAUAUUAUUACAUGUCAAGGUGGCCUAGUCAGAGACUCCACAGAACAUUUCGGUUUACGAACAGUCGCUGAUGGAGAUGGAAUUUCCAUCUUUGGAUCAUCAAAUAUCUGGCUCGAUCAUAUUUCAAUGUCCGAGUGUCAGGAUGGACUCAUUGACGCAAUACAAGGUUCCACUGCCAUCACCAUCUCGAACUGUCAUUUCACCCAUCAUGACCAUGUGAUCUUGUUGGGCGGAAGCGAAGCAUUCGAAAAAGAUUAUUAUAUGCAAGUCACACUCGCAUUCAACCAUUUUGGUAAGGAAUUGGUACAAAGAAUGCCUAGAUGUCGAUGGGGAUUCUUUCAUGUCGUCAAUAAUGACUACACUCACUGGAAAAUGUAUGCCAUUGGUGGUAGUGCACAUCCUACCAUUGUUAGCCAAGGCAAUAGGUUCAUUGCUCCAAAUGACCCCAAUGCUAAAGAGAUAACUAACAGGAACUAUGCACCAGAAUCAGAAUGGAAGCAUUGGUUAUGGACAUCAGAAGGAGAUUUGCUCAUGAACGGGGCCUUCUUCAGAACUUCUGGGACACCUCCAACUUCUGGUUUCAAAUUUAAGAGGAAGGAAAUUAUCAAAGCCAAGCCCUCAACAUUCGUUAGAAGACUAACUCGUUUUGCAGGGGCACUUAAAUGCAAAGAAGGAUCCAAGUGCUAAAAGGAACUCUUAGUUCUAUGAACAUCUACAUCCUUUUUCUUCUUUCUUGACUCAUAAGAAAAAAUCUCCUGUGUAAAAUGUUAACAUGACCUGGGUUAACAUGAUAUA